CCAGUCUGGCGGCGGUGAUGUUUGAAGAAAGGCGGGAGGAGCUGGAGGAGGAGGAAGACUAGACUGUCCGGCAGACAGGUGCGCCUCUUCCUCCUCCUCCAUACUACAGCGAGUGUGCCUCCUGUCAGGUGCAGGCAGCCGCAGCCAUGGAUCCCCGCAAGGAGAAGGCGCGAAAAACCAUGAAAGCCAAAACGACCAAGCGGAAAGAGAAGAAGCACCGGAGCGGCGUGUUCCCCCGUCGGAAAUCUCUUCGUUCUUUCAGUCAUUUCAUGGGCAGGAUUCUUAAAACUUUGAGCACUUUGGCGCACUUCGGCGAGGGACGGCCGCCGGAGCCCGGGGAGGAGGACGACGACGGCGGCUUCAGUCGAAGCGACACCGGCGGCUUUAAAGACGAAGCCCUUGCGGGCGUCCCGAAGGACGGCGUCGUGAAGAAGAGCGCCACGCUGUCGUCCCAGGGCUCGGUCAAGGAGCGGCUGUCGUGGUGCUAUGGCGACAAAACCCCCGGAGCCCUGGGGCUCAAGAACCACGGGAACACCUGCUUCAUGAACGCCGUGGUGCAGUGCCUCAGCAACACCGACCUGCUGGCCGAGUACCUCGGACUGGAGCAGUACAAGCCGAACGAGUCGGCCCGGAGGGUGAACGGCGAGGCCGCCAGGGGUGAGGUGACCGAGCAGCUGGCGUCGCUGGUUCGAGCCCUGUGGACGCUGGAGUACACGCCUCAGCUCUCCGUAGAUUUUAAGAGCAUUGUAGCCAAAUACGGCUCUCAGUUUCGGGGCAACUCGCAACACGAUGCCCUGGAGUUUCUUCUCUGGCUUUUGGACAGAGUUCAUGAAGACGCCAAAAACCCAAACAACAACAACAGUAGCAGCAGCAGUAGCAACAACGCCAAAGCCAACGUCAAGGGACCCAGCUCACUGGAGGACCUGACCAGCACGCAGCAGCCCAGAGGCCGCCAUAGCUUUGUCCAAGAACACUUUCAGGCCCAGUACAGGUCAUCUCUGACUUGCCCUCAUUGCCUUAAGCAGAGCAACACCUUCGACCCCUUUUUAUGUAUCUCCCUUCCCAUCCCUCUGCGACAAACCAGGCCAAUGUGUGUGACGCUGGUAUUCAGUACCAAGGGUCAGCGGUAUCUACGAGUGGGGCUCGCUGUGCCUCUCUUUGGCUCACUGUCGACUUUGAGAGCCAUGGUAGCCGAGGAAGGAGGCGUCUCUCCGGACCAGGUCAUCCUGGCCGAGUUGUACUCCACGGGAUUCCAACGUUCCUUCUCAGAUGACGACGACCUGACAGCCAUCGCUGAUAGUGACGUCAUCUACGCCUUUCAAGCGCCGCCUCCCCACGGUCGCGGGGGCUCCGCGCCACACUCAGGGUAUCACCACAGCCUCCCCAAUUCCCCAUUCAGCUCCUCGUCUGCGAGGUUGCCAUCAUCCGGCGCCGUAUCAACUGAGUACCUGAACCAGGGAGGCUCCUCCAAGGUUCUGCUCCUCAUCUGCAACACAUCUGGCUGUGGUCAGCAGGCUGUCAGGUUCGGGCCACCAUUUCUCAUGCUGGAAGACAGGAGCAUCUCUUGGGAGCAGCUGCAGCAGAGCAUCCUCACCAAGCUCUAUUAUCUGAUGCUGAACAGAUCUCAGGCUCAGAACACCAGAGUGCUGUUUAAAAUCCGAGUGGUGGGAGGAUCAUCAUCUCCCAGCUACCUUUCACCUCAAGACAGCAGACCGUUGCACCACCCUGCCGUCGACAGAGCACUGAAAUUUUGUGGCCCGGGGGGACCUCCCCAUGUGAAGGUUGUCAUCGAAUGGGAGCACAAGCUUAAAGACUGUCUGUUUGGCAGCAUCCAGGAAGAAGUUGUUCAAGAUGCUGAAAGCGUGAGGAACCAGCAGCAGCAGCAUCUCCAGCAACAUAACUGCACUCUGGAUCAGUGUUUCCAGCUGUAUACCAAAGAAGAGCAGCUUGCACCGGAUGAUGCCUGGAAGUGCCCCCACUGCAAGCAAAUGCAACAGGGCAUGGUGAAGAUGAGCCUGUGGACUCUGCCUGACAUACUCAUCCUUCAUCUCAAGCGCUUUCGACAGGUAGGCGAGCGCAGAAACAAGCUUUCAUCGCUGGUGCAUUUCCCGCUGACUGCUUUGGACAUGGCCCCUCACGUUGUUAAGAGGAGCCAGAGUAUGCGUAACCUGAACAGUGGGCCAUGGCCCACAUCCUGGCCAAAGUCCUCUGGGCAGGACCGCCCACCUGCAGACAUGACGCUCCCACACGAGUACCUGUAUGAUCUCUACGCCGUGUGCAAUCACCACGGAGGAAUGCACGGUGGACACUACACCGCCUAUUGCCGGAACUCUGUGGACGGCGUGUGGUACGGCUAUGACGACAGCAGCGUGGAUUUGGUCCCAGAAGAGGAAAUCUGCACCAGAGGGGCCUACAUUCUCUUCUACCAAAGAAGGAACAUCAUUCCUCCAUGGUCGGCCAGCAGCUCUUACAGAGGCUCUACAAGUUCUUCGGUGUCAGACCACUGGUUAAUCCGCUUGACGGGAGAAAGCAAGCGAGGCAGCCUGGUGUCGCGCUCCUCCACUAUCUGCCCGUCUUUCGUUGCCGACUCCCCCGACUCUCCCGUCUUCCUUGAAAAUGCUUCUAAAGAGGAAGGAGGGGGCUUUGACAGUCGGCCUAUUGUGAGGGGACUGCAAGGGCGGAGCCUUAGUAUGAGGGCACCCAACAAGGACAAGGAGACACUUAACAAGGUGCUACCCUUACGUUGGUCUCUUGGCUCCAGAGACCGCCGGAAACCUAAACCGGCACCUCCGGAGGUUCAAGAUGCCGCCCCGGUAGAGCUGGUUGAGUAUUUGGAGUCUGGUCGCCGGCCUCGCUGCACCAUGGAUCCCAUAGAGUCGUUAAUGAAUGAACCUCGAAGCGUCAAGGAGAACAAUUCCGGCCGGGCGGUCAGAUCCUCCAGUGCGGGGAGGAUCAGUAGCAUGGGUAAAGCAGGAGAUGAAUCCAAACAAGUGCCAGCGGGCCAGAGACGGCCAUCGGAUCAAACGUCCAGCUUGAGGCGCAGAAAGGAGAGCCCGUCGAGAGAAGAAGGCAGUAGUAACACUCUUAGCAGGAGAAAAGACUCCAAGAGGCAAAGCUCCUCCAAAGCCCAGCAGGAGAUGAAGCAAGCAUCCAGUUCUGGUUUUCACAGCAGCUCGAACACCUCCAGCAUUCUUGGUGGUACUCUCAGAAAGCCGAAAGACAACCAGACGGACGGGGAACGGCGUGUCGUAAACGAAGGAAGUGCAAAGCCCAAGAGCCAUGAGGGACUCCUGUCUUUUCUUAAAGGUAACUUCAUGAAGAGGGACAAGGACGCCGGGAGAUCCAAGGAGGGUACGGAUGAAGACGGCGGAAGGAGGACUCUUUCCAGGCUGUCCAUGUCUAACGGAGCAGCCUUAAGCGAGCAGAGCAAGUCUCAUGGCAAAGAACUCUCAAACGGGAAAGCUGGGCGGAGCUCAUCCGACAUCAAGCGCUCGCAGAGCUCGUCCAGCCUCCCGGCCAGGACGGAUCAGAGCGCGCGUAGGACGGCCUCGCUACAUCGCAACGGCACAUCCGCGGCCCAGACCCGUAGCCCGACGACAGAAAAGACGUCUUACGGGAGCUUGCCGAGGCCUCGCUACAGCACCGGGUCUCUGGGACGCAAAAAGAACGUUCCAGAAUCCAGCUUUUAAGGAGGGCGCCUUGAAAGAGCACCAGCCUGUCGAGUCAGAGCAAUAGAGCACAAUUACUAACUCACUUAGACUCCAAUGAAGCAGCUUCUACGCUUGGAUACAUUCUGUGUCCUCUCUGAACUACCGAGACUUGAAACAAGUGCCUGAGCAACUUCUAUGCAGUUUAGACACAAUCUGUCUUUUGAGCACUGAAAGCACACUUUACCUACCUAGCACAUGCGUGUCAUAUUAUUUUUGUAAUCCUUAAUCCUUUAUUGGUGGAGUUUGCUAACAGUCACGACACACUGAUUGUGUUCAUUGAGGAGAAUGUACAAUAGCUUUAACGCUGCUAAUACACAUCAGCUCGUUCACUUGUCCAUUCGUUAAACACUUUAAUUGGCAAGUAGUGACGGCAAAUUGCUGCAUUCCCAAGCAAAUUAAGAAUGACAAGCAUGUGGACUUUAUUUUAGCAACUACCAUUGUGUGUUUAUGUGUUUGAUGGCAGCAAUUCUUUUUCUGAAUCGCUUGUCCUUUUUUGUCUAUUUGGAAAGAGAGUCAUGCUUUGUCUCGUCACACCUCACGUCAUACAGAGCCCCUCCCCUUCUGCCAAAAAAUUGAUUUCAAUCACACUAGCCAACAAAUUUUUACUCGUGGUAUUUUUAUUUAUUUUUUCCUUUAUUAACAUAACACAAAUGAUCCAAUUUGGGAUUUUUUUAAAUGUUGAAAUUGACUUUUUUUUUCCUGCUGAUUGAAAAAACAUUUCGUCCAACACAUCAGCUUUUUCAAGAAUUAAUAAUAAUAAUAAUAAAACAGUCGACAUAAUACAGGACAAAUGUUUUUAUAUUUAUAAAUUAGGGGUUGGAUACAGUAACAGAAGGAUUUGGAAUAAGUGGUUUUCCUUUGACUGCUGAAUUUAUUUCUUCACCACCACUCUCUGGUGUGGCUGGCAAAAAAAAAAAAAAA
Messenger RNA from Syngnathus acus (greater pipefish), 4631 nucleotides. RefSeq names its product ubiquitin specific peptidase 43a (gene usp43a). The record is from RefSeq and is a predicted model, not a curated record. Lineage: Eukaryota; Metazoa; Chordata; Actinopteri; Syngnathiformes; Syngnathidae. Gene Ontology annotation, molecular function: cysteine-type deubiquitinase activity. Gene Ontology annotation, biological process: protein deubiquitination. The transcript is spliced from 16 exons. Bases 147 to 3689 code for a protein of 1180 amino acids.